ACCGUACGGACAUAACCUCUCAAUUUAUGAGAAACAUAAAAUUCUAAAUAUUUUCCCUCGUAUCUAAUUAACGAUAUAAUCACAGAGCUACCUUGUCUGUUAUUCUUCUUCUUUGUAUCGAUUGUAUGAAUCAACAUAUCGAUAGUCACUAUUUUAUUUCCUUCACGAUGACCGAGAUUGAUUUCUCAGUUAUAGAUAACACCGGUCAACGUACACGUUGAAGUAUACAAAGGUGAAAAGAUGCAAAAAAAGAUUCACCAAAUCGACCAAAGUUUAGUGUAUUAUUAUGUAACGUCGAACGUCGAUGUACAUUUAACACCUCACGAACCUAAAUUAUUUAUCAGUGCGUUUCCGACAGUCACUGUGCACAAUGAUAAUUUCGAGGUUAAUACGUACGGUUAACAGAAAGUGGUUCGCAGUACGAAAGAAAACUACGCAAAAUGUGCAAUCCGCUAGAGAUGCAAUUGUCCGUGGCGCUAUUAUUGUUGUCUGCGCCAUUUUCAUAAUUUGGUUAUCUGUGUUUCUUUACACGGCUUUUUAUUACACGUACAUGCCCAGUAUGUCAUACGUGCGUCCUGUACAUUUGCAAUUCAAAUCAUGCGACGAACAAAAAGGUAUUUGUAGCUUUCCAUCGGCUCAUGUACAGUUGACUAACAAGCAGCAGCUUCUGAUGAUAGGCCAGCCAUAUAAAGUAAAUUUGCACUUGGAAAUGCCAGAGUCACCUACCAACAAAGAAUUGGGUAUGUUUAUGGUUUGUGCACAGCUGCGGAGUCGUGAUGGAUUUCUUGUGGACCAUUCCUGCAGAUCUGCGAUGUUACAUUACCGUAGUACAUUAUUGCAUACGCUUACAACUCUUACAUUUUCACCUAUGAUGAUUUUUGGCAACGUUGAGGAGAAACAAGAUGUUGUUUUGGAACUGUUUGGUAAUUUUGAGGAAGAUCAGAGUCAUCCAGUAACAAUUAUUUACAUUCAGAUCCAAUCGAGGCAUAUUGAAUUCUAUUCAGCUAGCCUGAUGAUAAAUGCUCACUUGACAGGACUACGUUACUUGAUGUUCCAUUGGCCAAUUCUGUCAGCCAUUGUUGGUAUUGGUACAAAUUUGUUUUUCAUAGCGCUUGUAUGUACUCUUUCGUACUUGCACUUUGUAGUUGACGAGGAAAACACAGAUGAAAAUUUCAGUUAUGAGAAGGGCGAGACUGAGGAUGAGAAGGAUAAUAAGACGGUUAGCGAACUAUCAUCAGAAACGUCGUCACUGCAAGACAGUCCUAUUUCAGAGGAUCUUAAGAGCAAGAAGAAAGGUUUAUUGUCUCAUCCAGCCGAGACUAUCGCGGGUGAACCGAGUUAUAUUGAAGAAAUUUCCUCAUUACUUGCCGAGGCAUCUAGUAGCGAUAAAUAAUUUAAUAUUUAUAAAUGUGAUGGUACGAUGUAAGAAUAUACAUGGCAGAUGAGUAACUAUAAACAAUAAGAGAAUCGACCAAGGGAGAAAAGUCAUUAGAAUGUAUACUUUUGUAAAG
Molecule: messenger RNA, 1511 nt
Organism: Harpegnathos saltator (Jerdon's jumping ant)
Lineage: Eukaryota; Metazoa; Arthropoda; Insecta; Hymenoptera; Formicidae
Gene: Seipin
Product: lipid droplet biogenesis associated protein seipin
Exons: 5
Coding region: 371-1393 (340 amino acids)
Biological process (GO): lipid storage; lipid droplet organization
Cellular component (GO): endoplasmic reticulum membrane
Source: RefSeq, a predicted model, not a curated record